Exophiala mesophila is the source of this 1074-nucleotide messenger RNA. RefSeq lists its product as uncharacterized. The record is from RefSeq and is a predicted model, not a curated record. The coding region runs from base 1 to 1074 and encodes 357 amino acids. NCBI's taxonomy places the organism in Eukaryota, Fungi, Ascomycota, Eurotiomycetes, Chaetothyriales, Herpotrichiellaceae. Gene Ontology annotation, molecular function: hydrolase activity. The transcript is spliced from 3 exons.
AUGCCUCCCGUGAAAUGGAACGUCUUGCUGAGGAACCCUUUUACUUUCCUCAAGGUGGUGACUCUGGCUUCUUUGAGAAGUACUGUCCUGCUCUUGACCCGUAUCAUUUUGCCAUUUCGCAUCCGCAAACUCACCUUGCGUAAUGCAUUGGCACGUGAAUGGAUUUAUACCGCUCAUGAGGCAAAUUCCGACAUAUUCUGUUCCGAACCUAGAAGGCACGGGUGCCAGGAAAUCGUCUUUGCCGCCGGAGAGUACAAUACGCCGCUCGGCCAGAAGAGUGCAGUUGGAGGCUGGGUGCUACCUGACACUCCAGUCGCCGAGUUGAAGAACAAGGAUGCAGUCAUCUUAUUUGCUCACGGCGGUGGGUACGCCAUCGGUCACGGAUUGCAGAAUUCUACCAUGUUUCCUCGCAUAAUCGGCAAGGCCAAAGCCCGAGGUCAGGAUAUUGCAUAUGUGACAGUCAAGUAUCCCUUGUCAACAACCAAGAGGUGGCCGGCACAAAGAGAUUCCUACAUGGCCAUGUACGAAUGGCUACUCGAUCAAGGUGUGCCAGCAUCUAAAAUUGUCUUCUCAGGUACAUCAGCAGGAGGUGGUUUGAUUCUCCUCGCCAUGCUCUACAUUCGCGACCAUACAAAUCUUCCACAGCCUCGAUGCGCCGUGGCUCAUUCUCCAUGGACAGAUGUCACCAGCGCUCUGACAGGAAUCAAGGGCCAUCCUCUUCUGGACACGGAUUACAUUCGAAAAUACGAUCAAUCAUUCAAAGCCAUGAAUGACAUACUCAGACCCGAGGGACUACCAUUCGACACGCCAGAGAUCAGUCCCGUCCUCAAUCCUGACGUGUCACGACUACCACCCCAGCUGAUCUUCUACGGCGACGCCGAGAUCUUGAUGACUGAUAGCACUCGAUGGAUCAAACGGUCGAGGGAUGCUGGCGUCAGAAUCAAUGAGUACAUUGGCAAAGGAGAGAUGCACACUUUUUCCAAUGGAUGGCCUGUGGGAGGAAGACAGACAGAGGACGGGUGCGACGAGGCCAUGCUUACGUAUAUCAUUACUGAGUUGGCCCCUCCUGUAUGA